UGUGUGUGUCAUUACCUCUGGCGUAACACCGCAUUUCAGAAAAAAACAUCAUACCAACAGUAUGUCAUAUAAAGACACAUGAAGUGAGAUAAAAGGAAAAAAAAGACGAGGGUCAAGCAAUCAUUAAACAUGACUAGUUAAGGCAAAAUCAAAGCUGUUUGUAAAACAGGACAGUGUUUAUGAAGUGAGACAGCAUUAAAUCAAAGGCUUGUUAUAUGUUAGAGGAAUUGUGAGCGUAUACUUUGCAUAGUUAUUAUAAAAGAAAGAACAAAACAAUAAGAAACUACACAAAAGAAACUUGUGUUUCCUGCUCUGAGACCGGGUUGUAUGGAACAAAAAUAAUAAAUCAAUAGUAAUACAUAAAAAAAUUUAUGUAGAUCAAAUACAGAGGGCAGUCCACAUGCAUAAUCCUUCCAAUUAAUACAAAAGAGCAAUGUUUAUGUCCUCUACAAGUGUCCCCAACCUUGUACAGGACAAAUAGUAUAAAUAUGUGAAAUCAGUCUACAUUGUCUGUGCGUUUUUUUAAUCUGCAAGUCCACAUGGUUUGGUUCUAUUGGGAGUGUUUAUAAUACUGUUUCUUUAAGAAUCAGAAGCACAGCUUCCACUCAGUCUUAAAGAAAUAAGACAUGUAUAGACAUAUGUCUUUCAUUACAGCUUAUUUGAAAGACUGAGGCAGCUACAUGUGAUGCAGGAGGAGCUUGUAGAGGGUUAAAAAAAUAAGAGCCAGACAGGACCGAAGUAAAAGGAGCGAACAGGGAAUAGAAAGUGGCAGCAAACGCACAGAGCUUAGGCAUGGCUACAUGGAUUCUCGUUGCCUUUCUCGUCAUCGGUGUGUCGUUCCUGUUAUUGAAAGCUUGUGGGUCAAGGACAAGGCGAGCAAAAGAACCUCCGCUGGUGAAAGGAUGGCCUUAUUUUGGUGUAAUUCUGGACUAUGGAAAAAACCCACUGGCCUUCCUGCAAGCAAUGCGACAAAAGCAUGGAGACAUUUUUACAUGCCAGCUUGCAGGGAAGCACUUCACCUUCGUCACAGAUCCUUUCUCCUUUUCUGCAGUGAUGCGCCAGGGGAAGAACCUCGACUUUCACAAAUUCGCCAUGGGUUUCUCUCAGCGGGUGUUUGGUCAUUGUGACUUUACAUCUUCGCUUUACACCGAAGCCUACCGAGAAGUGCACUCGCUCUUCAUUCAAACGCUACAAGGUCCAUCUCUUCAGAGACUAAGCCAGAACAUGCUUGGUAAUCUACAAACUGCUUUCCAGCACUGCAAGCCAAGUGGGAAUGGCUGGAAAGAGGACGGUUUACAGUGCUUUACCACGCGCAUCAUGUUUGAGGCCGGAUUUGUCACACUCUUUGGGAAGCAGGCAGGGCUUCUUCAGCCGGAGGGAACAGGAUCUGUUGGGCAUAAGGUGAAGGAGGAUUUCUUGGAAUUUGACGGGGCUUUUCCUGCCCUGGCGGCUGGCAUUCCUAUUGCGCUGUGCAGGCGUGCAUGGAGGGCGAGAGAAGCAUUAGCGAAGAAGCUGCUGCACGGGGAACUCCAUCACAGGAUGUGCAUCUCGGAUCUGAUUCAGCGCAGGAUGGAUGCCUUCGAUCGCAUGCACCUGAACGAGACAGAAAAAGCACGCACAAACGUAUGCAUGCUCUGGGCUUCACAGGCCAACACUUUGCCUGCUGCUUUUUGGAGUCUCUACUAUACACUGAGAACUCCAGAAGCUUUUGCUGCAGCUUAUAAAGAGGUUGAGCUGAUCAUGGCUCAGUUACCAAAUGACACACCAAUCAGCCUGUCCAAAGAGCAGCUGGAAUCCAUGACUGUACUCGAGAGUAUCAUCAGGGAAGCUUUGCGUCUAUCGAGCGCUUCUAUUAUGAUCCGACUGGCAAGCGAUGACUUCAUUCUGACAAUGGACUCAGGUCAAGAGGCAGCUAUUAGGAAAGGAGAUUACAUUGCACUCUACCCCCGACUUAUACACUUAGACCCUGACAUCUACCCGAACCCAAUGGAGUUCAUGUAUAACCGUUUCUUGGAUAAGAAUGGUGAAAGGCGGAGCCAGUUUUACAAAAAUGGCCGACAGGUGAAGCACUACCUUGUGCCGUUUGGUUCCGGUGCCAGUGAGUGUCCGGGUCGUUUCUUCGCAAUGAAUGAGAUAAAGUUAUUUCUCAUGGUGGUACUCUGGCACUACGACUUGCAACUCAAUGAGCCUCAAGGCACACUGUCGCCUGACCGUACCCGUGCUGGCCUUGGCAUCCUGCCACCGUCACAAGAUGUAUUGCUCCAAUACAGAAUAAGAGCAGACAGGUACAUGGAGAGAUCCAGGGAGAAAGAAUUCUAAUGAUUACUGUGUAGGUCGGAAAAAGAAAACAUGCCAUGUGUUAAGCCAAAACAAUGUGAAAGAACACUAAUUUAAAAACACAUCUAAAUUUCUUUUUAUAAUCAGCACAAGUGUCUUCUUUAUUCGGUAGACCUACUCUGUGACUAUGCACAAGAAAAAGCUGCCAAAGCUUUAACUAUUGCUUUAACUCUAAACUAAAGCACAUUGCAUUUAAAAUAAAGUGUCUGAAAGUAAAAAAUAUCGUAUGUUCUGAAGGUAGUUGAUGAUGGAUUUAAUGGUAAUAAUAAUUAUGAUGGAUAAAGUAACUACAAUUUAACAUAAUGGUGUCCUCUAUUUACUUUUUAUUUACAGAUUUGGCCAUUAAUACCAAAAUAUGUUAAUUAUUAGGCACAGUAAAGUAGCUGCACAUAAUUAAGUGUGUACUUAAGUGAGUGUACAUUGAAUGAAUGUUUGUUUAAUAAUGUACAAAUGUGUUUCUGGGUUUUUCUGUAUUUAGAAAUUUUAGCCCUUUACUGAUUGUUCAUAUAUUCUAUAGAGUCUGUUUGCAAUUUUAGUCCUUAUGAUUCUGCAAUGUGAACUAUUGUAUUUAUAUUACUCUAUGUUACUGUAUAUUGAUCAUGUAAGUGUAUAUUUACUACGGUUUACCUUCUGAUUAAAUUGGUAUUUAUAUGUCCUAUUUUUUUUUUUUUUUUGCAAAAAUAAACUUUUAUUUUAAUAUUUUAAUGUAUUCAUAAAAUGUAGGGUUUGGCCUUCUAGGCAGCCAGCAUCAGUUUUUUUGAAUGGCAGUCAAUAUCAAAAGCUGAAGAGAAUUUACUCAUAUGGAAAAAAUUGAGUAAUGAUUGUACACACAGCGAGUUUACAAAUAAAAAUACAUAAUAUAA
Messenger RNA from Silurus meridionalis, 3200 nucleotides. RefSeq names its product cytochrome P450 7A1. Gene Ontology annotation, biological process: bile acid biosynthetic process; cholesterol homeostasis. The coding region runs from base 793 to 2319 and encodes 508 amino acids. The transcript has 6 exons. NCBI's taxonomy places the organism in Eukaryota, Metazoa, Chordata, Actinopteri, Siluriformes, Siluridae. Gene Ontology annotation, molecular function: oxidoreductase activity, acting on paired donors, with incorporation or reduction of molecular oxygen; steroid hydroxylase activity; heme binding. The record is from RefSeq and is a predicted model, not a curated record.